Mucor mucedo is the source of this 374-nucleotide messenger RNA. RefSeq lists its product as uncharacterized. Gene Ontology annotation, molecular function: protein binding. The record is from RefSeq and is a predicted model, not a curated record. The transcript has a single exon. Lineage: Eukaryota; Fungi; Mucoromycota; Mucoromycetes; Mucorales; Mucoraceae. Bases 120 to 311 code for a protein of 63 amino acids.
UAAAGAAUCGUAUCCGAGACGGGGUAAGUAACAAUAUAUUAAUAUGAUACUUUCAAUAACUAAACAAACAAAAAAAGUUAAUUAAUACCACCACUGAGUUCGAGCGAGAUGUUGUUUUAAUGUUGAAUAAUUCAUUAAUGUAUAAUAAAGAAGGUACUGAGGUCUAUCAGAUGGCAAGGGAGAUGUUGGAUGAUGCAGCUGAACAAAUCAAAAUAUUCAAAACUGCAGAUACAGACACAUCAGCAAGUUCACAUACCAGAGCAGCUUCAAUGGCAGCUAAAGAACGAAGAAAGAGUGUUGUAGCCGAAUAACUCCUCAUCCUCUAAAUCUUUUGUAAAAUAUACAUAUAUAUAUAUAUAAAAUUUAGUAUUCGC